GAAUACAACCCUUCAUCAUUGGCGGCCAUGAAGUGGACAUCAUUAAGCAUCCCUAUCUCGUUUCUAUACGCUACCGAUUGGCAGUCGAUGGUGCGUAUUGGCACAAAUGCGCGGGUGUUAUAAUUACGGAGAAGGUUGUGCUUACCGCCGCACAAUGUGUUCGUGAAAUCGAAACGGAUCGCGUUAUGACCGUUGCUGCCGGCAAUCAACGCACCCCAACCAUAUCUCUCCACAUACAUAUGCAUUAAACAUAUCCAUAAAGAUCAGCAACUGAUUAUCAUCGUAACAUUUCAUAAUUAAAUGACUUAUCACAAAAAACACAAUAACAAAAUAAGAUAAUCCGAAUAUUUAAACCCCACAGUAUAGCUUGGUGAAUAAUAAUUAUAUUAGUCGCUUUCAGUGCGUUCUAAAAUGAGGCUAGAAAUAUAUCGGCAUGCUGUUCAAAUAUCACUUUUACACUCUUUGGUUCUUGUUCGCUUCUUGCUCCGCUUGGGCGGUGCCUACGCCCUUAGGAAUACAACCCUUCAUCAUUGGCGGCCAUGAAGUGGACAUCAUUAAGCAUCCCUAUCUCGUUUCUAUACGCUACCGAUUGGCAGUCGAUGGUGCGUAUUGGCACAAAUGCGCGGGUGUUAUAAUUACGGAGAAGGCUGUGCUUACCGCCGCACAAUGUGUUCGUGAAAUCGAAACUGAUCACGUUAUGAUCGUUGCUGCCGGCAAUCAACGCACUGGCGGUGAUGGCAAACUAUAUCCAGCUAGCAAAUGGAUCGAACAUCCGGCAUUUUCUCCACGUACUGCUGAUUAUGACGUUGGUUUGAUAUUUGUGCAUUUGCCUUUUGAAUUUGACGCUACUCAUUCGGCGUUGCGUGCAAUUAAUAUACGUGCGCAAUGGCCUGCUGUGAACCGUUUGGCAACGGUUGUUGGUUGGGGUUAUCGUGAGGAAUUCGGUCCAUCAUCCGAUAAUUUAGAAGAGACUACAGUGCCAAUAGUCAGUCGCUCAGAGUGUGUUUCCAUCUAUGGUUCCGAUGAGGUCACCGAACGUAUGAUUUGUGCAGGAUAUGUGAAGACUGGCCGUAAGGAUGUAUGCCAGGGUGAUACUGGUGGUCCUUUGAUAUAUGAGGGACAAUUGGUGGGCUUAGUUUCGUGGGGCUAUGGUUGUGCGCGUCCAGGUUAUCCCAGUGUUUACACUGAUGUAGCCAGUCUUAAGUCAUGGAUUGUAGAGGAAUUGCAGAAGGCGCAAGCAUAAGGAUAUAAUUAUUGUACAUAAAACGAGCAAUCAAAGACAUAAAAAUGCGUCACUUAAGUUGUACUAUAAAAGCUGUUAUUUAAUGAUUCGUAUGUAAUUUGUUUGUAUUCUGAAAUAAACAAAAUAAUAAUUCCUUAUGUUUAGUAUACAAUGAUUUAUAGCAAUAGCAGACACAAAGUA
Messenger RNA from Bactrocera oleae (olive fruit fly), 1423 nucleotides. Lineage: Eukaryota; Metazoa; Arthropoda; Insecta; Diptera; Tephritidae. The record is from RefSeq and is a predicted model, not a curated record.